This is a messenger RNA of Cryptosporidium muris RN66, 321 nucleotides long. RefSeq names its product DNA-directed RNA polymerase III subunit RPC10, putative. Gene Ontology annotation, molecular function: zinc ion binding; nucleic acid binding; DNA-directed RNA polymerase activity. NCBI's taxonomy places the organism in Eukaryota, Apicomplexa, Conoidasida, Eucoccidiorida, Cryptosporidiidae. The transcript has 2 exons. The record is from RefSeq and is a predicted model, not a curated record. Bases 1 to 321 code for a protein of 106 amino acids. Gene Ontology annotation, biological process: DNA-templated transcription; termination of RNA polymerase III transcription. Gene Ontology annotation, cellular component: RNA polymerase III complex.
AUGGUCCAAUUUUGUCCUCACUGCCAUAAUAUACUGUUAAUUCGUGAAAUAGAUGAAAGAACUGCACUUUUUUGCCAGACAUGUCCAUUCAUACAGAAAUUAAAUAAACAAAUUGUAAAAGUGACUGAAUUAACGCCUAAAAAACCAGAAGAAGCACAAGGAGAUAUGAAUGAGAUAGCUAGUGCAAAAGUUAUGGCUGUAUGUCCUAAGUGUUCAAAUACAGAGGCAUAUUUCUUCCAAUUACAAAUACGAUCUGCUGAUGAACCUAUGACAAGUUUCUAUACAUGUGUGAAAUGUGAACAUAAAUGGAAGGAAAAUUGA